CGUCAACUAAGUUUUUUCACUCUCCACUUCAUAAUAUCAACUUCAUUCUAAAUAAUUAGAAAGAACAAAUUAUACAUGUCUCCACAAACAUAUAGAAUAUUAGUUAUUUAAGGAAGAUAUAUUAUUUAGAAUAUUAAAUAUACCGAAAAAGUAAUUAUAUGUGUGUGGGUGGGUACCCAUGGGGCGGGUUUAGCUAAACCCAAACCCAACACGACCCGGUGAAUAGUGUAGCGGGUUUAAACCCAAACCCGGCUCAAAACCCGUCAAUACGAAUUUUAUUCGCGUUGACCGAGUUAGGUCGGGUGGGUACCCGUUUGUUCGGGUUUGUUGCCAUCCCUAUCGUCAUACUCGUUUCGUUUUGAAUCGUUUCAUAAUAGAUUAAUAGUUCUUUUUUCUGGCAUACGACCCCACAGUCUUUUUAUAUUGUACCGGAACCGUACUUUUUUCAAACUCUUUUCACAAACGAGUCCCAUUUGCCACCUGGCCAGGUGGACCCCACCCUCUCCCUCCGGACCCUUAUAAAUUUCAGCUCACUCUCAAUUUACUCAUUACACCAUCCCCACCACCACCACCGCCAUUGCCACUCUUACUUUACUUGUAGUCAUCUUCAUUCUCCUGCUCGCCACCUAACACACACACACACUUCUACCGCCAUUACCGGCAGAAUCCCAUUUGUAUGGCAGCAGCUAAGUUUUUGGCACACCGGGAGGUAUCCGACCUCUGUCUGGGCAAGCCGGCGCUCAGAUCCCUUUCUCUCUCCGCCACCGUCGCUGAAGCUAUCUCCGCCCUCCAAUCCUCCGACCACCACGACACCUUCCUCAGCCUCUGGACCUGCCACCACGAGGAGGACGGUCUUGAUUCCGAUCCUUCCUCCUACUCUUGCAAAUGUAUUGGCAAGAUUUGCAUGGUGGAUUUGAUCUGCUUCCUCUGUAGAGAGGACAGCUUGCUCUCCCCUGCUACUGCUCUGCUCUCGCCGCUCUCCCUUCUCUUCCCUCACUCCCGCCCUAAUUUCGUCUCCCACGUUGAACCUUCCUGCAGUUUGGGGGAAGCGAUAGAUCUGAUACUGAAAGGCGCACAGAACUUGGUGGUUCCGAUCAAAGCUAGGCAGAGCUGGAUGAGGAAGAAGCAGCAGCAGAAGCUCUCGUCAACGUUCCACAACGGGAGGGAGUACUGCUGGCUGACGCAAGAAGACGUGAUUCGCUUCUUUCUGAGCUCAAUCGCCAUUUUCUCGCCGCUCCCAGCUCUCUCGAUCGACUCCCUGGGGAUGAUUACCACUGAUGUCCUCACUAUUGAGUACCACUCCCCUGCCUCCUCUGCUCUGGAGGCCAUCUCUGCCUCUCUCGCCGACCAGACUUCCGUGGCUGUCGUCGACAGCGAUGGGAUUUUGAUGGGGGAGAUUUCCCCUUUCGCUCUGUCGUCGUGCGACGAGACGGUGGCGGCUGCGAUCACGACGCUUUCGGCUGGGGAGUUGAUGGCCUACAUUGACUGUGGGCGCCCGCCAGAGGAUCUGGCCAGAGUGGUGACGGCCGGGCUGAAACGGAGAGGGCUUGAAGCGAUGCUUGAUGAGUUCAACAACUUUGUCAUUUCGUCGAAUUCCAGUUUAUCCUCUUCAUCUUCUUCCUCAUCGUCCGAAGACGAGGAUACACCGCGGGCCGUGUCAAUGUCGUCCAGGAAGCAGUACAACAGGUCGAUGAGCUACUCGGCGAGGAUGGUGAGGAGAGCGGAGGCGAUCGUCUGCCAUCCGAAGAGCUCGCUUGUGGCAGUGAUGGUUCAGGCCAUUGCGCACAGGGUGAACUACGUGUGGGUUAUGGAGGAAGAUUGUAGCUUGGUUGGGAUCGUGACUUUUGCUAGCAUCUUGAGAGUUUUCAGGGAACAUUUUUGAGGCCAUGGCCGGUAAAAAGUUGUAAAAUGUAUGUAUGUUGCCUGCUUUUGUCAAUCGGUUUUGUAGAUUAAUGUUCGUUUUCUUCUUUUGCUUUUGCUUUGGAGUAGUUUCUGAAAUUGAGGAGCAACUCCAGAACCAGGCUAAGGUUGAGUAGUUUCUUUCUUUUGUUUUUCCCACCCAGUCUAUGGCCAUGGCAAAGCCAUAGUCAAGCUAUCUGGUGGUGCAGACUGCAGACUACUGCAUUCUGCAGAUCACUUCUGUAGUCAAUUUGUACGCAGUAAAGAAAUUGUAAGUUCGAAU
Messenger RNA from Linum trigynum, 2182 nucleotides. NCBI's taxonomy places the organism in Eukaryota, Viridiplantae, Streptophyta, Magnoliopsida, Malpighiales, Linaceae. The record is from the annotation of a GenBank genome assembly.